Ambispora leptoticha is the source of this 448-nucleotide messenger RNA. NCBI's taxonomy places the organism in Eukaryota, Fungi, Glomeromycota, Glomeromycetes, Archaeosporales, Ambisporaceae. The record is from the annotation of a GenBank genome assembly.
UCAUAACCAGCAAGCCGAGGCCGCCCUCGCCCAACUCCAAAAAGUAGACCAGUCGCGGGAAGAAGCGGUCAAAGCCCUCCAAGAGGCCAAAAAUAAAAGUGAAAAACAAAUUGCUUUUCAACUGGAACAAGAAAAUUUUUCGGUUGAGAAUAAAAUUUUCUUGCAAACAGUCUUGGGAAAACUAAUUCCCGAAACGCUAAAAAAUGAUAAUGAUGAAGCCGAGUUAACCGCACUAGAAAACCAGUUAAAAACUUUCCAAACUGCCUCAGAAAGCGAAGAAAAAGGGGAAAUCUACCAAAAAUAUAAAAAAACGAUUGACCAAAUAUUAACCGAAAUUCGGCAGGAAAAACAAAGAUAUCAGCAAACCAAACUACCAGAUAGCCAGGAAGAACAAAUCCCGAAAGGCGAUAAACAAAAGCCUAGUUCGGGUGGUCGUUUGCCCGAUUGA